AUGGCCGACAGUGACGAUGCCUCGCGGCGGCGCGACUCGCACUACAACCAGCAACGCUCUUCUUUGCGCUCCGACCGAUCUCACACCCCGUCGCGCCCGCAGUCGCGCCCACAGUCACGUCCCGUCAGUGGCCAGCAGGCUCGCGCCUACACUCUCGACGACGACUACGUGUCACCCCCACACUCGCCGACACGCAUACCAGACGUACCGGAUAGAUCCUCGCCCGCUCCCAACGUGCCACGCAUCCCACAGAGAAAGCAUGGCUUGGACAAGCGAAGAACGCGAAGUAGAGGCGGCACUGGAGGGAGCAAUGCGCCGGCGGGCUCACGAGGCAGGAACAUAGAGGAGCUGCUGUUCCCGGAUGGGCCUGAAGAUGACGACGGACUGGAUGAAGUCGAGGCCCCGGCGCCCAUACAGAAUCCAAACGAAGGCCGACGAUACGUCCACCACACGCUAGAAGAAGAGCGCUCAGCGUCACAAUCCAGAAAGCAGCGCUCUGGCCGAAGCAGCUUCAUACCCGGACGAGGCACCCCAUCUUCCGUUACCGCCCUACCCUCAAUAGGCCGCCACCGAUCUGAGCAAAAAUCAACGUACCACCCGUUCGCUACAGAGCUCUACACCAUCUCGUACCUGAUUUUCUUCGCCAUACUCGGUACACUCGCGCGCCUGGGCGUCCAAUGGCUAACCUUCUACCCCGGCGCACCAUCUACCUUCCCAGUGCUCUGGGCUAACUUUGGCGGCACGCUGUUUAUGGGCUUUCUCUCGCAAGACCGCCGCCUCUUCCGCCAGGAAUGGGGUCACCGCGCACCUACGCCUCCACGCACACCGGCCUCCGACGAAGAAAAGGCUCUCGAACACAAGAACAAGGCAGCCUCGCACGCCAAAGUGAAGAAGACGAUCCCGCUAUACAUUGGACUUGCGACUGGCUUCUGCGGCAGCUUCACGAGCUUCUCAAGCUUCAUCCGUGACGUCUUCCUCGCCUUCCUCAAUGACCUCCGGUAUCCCAACACUAACGUGAUGGCUGGGCGAAACGCCGGAUACUCUUUCAUGGCCGGCCUCGCAGUCGUAAUCAUCACCAUAGCAGUAUGCUACUCCGCGCUCAAGGCAGGCGCACACAUCGCCCUUCUACUCGACCGCUUCACACCCACGCUGCCCUUCCGCUUUACGCGCGCAAUCAUCGAUCCCAUAGUCGUAUUCGUCGCCUGGGGCGCCUGGCUCGGUGCCAUCUUCCUGGCGAUAUGGCCCCCUGACCGACACGCGUCGACCGAGACCUGGCGCGGCCAAGCCGUCUUCGCCUGCGUCUUCGCUCCCCUCGGCUGCCUCCUGCGCUUCUACGUCUCGCUCAAGUUGAACCCCAUCAUCCCCUCGUUUCCACUGGGUACCUUCGCCGUCAACAUCUUCGGCACCGCUGUCCUGGGCAUGGCGUACGAUCUGCAACACGUCCGUAUCGGCGGGUCUGGCGUGGGCGGCGGCCGGACGGGAUGCCAGGUCCUGCAGGGCAUCAUGGACGGCUUCGACGGGUGUCUGACUACCGUGUCUACAUGGGUACUAGAAAUCGACACGUUGAAGAGGAGUCACGCGUGGAAGUACGCUUUCGCCAAUGUCGCUGCGGGGAUAUGCGUGCUGGUUGUAGUAAUGGGCAGCGUGCGGUGGAGCGUAGGCUGGACGGCUGUUGCUUGUGUGACGAGUCGGUCGUGGUAA
Molecule: messenger RNA, 1701 nt
Organism: Didymosphaeria variabile
Lineage: Eukaryota; Fungi; Ascomycota; Dothideomycetes; Pleosporales; Didymosphaeriaceae
Exons: 1
Coding region: 1-1701 (566 amino acids)
Biological process (GO): fluoride transmembrane transport
Cellular component (GO): membrane
Molecular function (GO): fluoride transmembrane transporter activity
Source: RefSeq, a predicted model, not a curated record